Molecule: messenger RNA, 3185 nt
Organism: Hevea brasiliensis (rubber tree)
Lineage: Eukaryota; Viridiplantae; Streptophyta; Magnoliopsida; Malpighiales; Euphorbiaceae
Product: auxin response factor 4
Exons: 14
Coding region: 774-2936 (720 amino acids)
Biological process (GO): response to hormone; regulation of DNA-templated transcription
Cellular component (GO): nucleus
Molecular function (GO): DNA binding; protein binding
Source: RefSeq, a predicted model, not a curated record
UGAAAGAACAAAUGGAGAAUGAAAAAAAUAAGAGGGAGUUGGUGUUUGCGGACAAAAAAAUGGAAAUACAGGCAAGAAAAGGAGAAAAUGUGGACGGAGAAAGCCAGAAGAGAGAGAGAGAAUAAGGAAAAAGAAAGGAAGGUGACGGUGAAUGCAGGCAAAAAGAGCCACAUAGAAGGCAUCGGUGACCAAAGUUUGCUAAUAUCGCCAACCCAAUAAAGACAGUACACUGACUCAUGGCUUUAACACCUGCCCAGAGAUGAUGAAAUAGUACUACUGCUGUGUCAAAAAGGAUGCACAAACCACCCUCUCCUUCCCUCCUCUCCCUCCCACAAACGCACACACAUACACGUAGAUUCUGAGAGCACGCUCUACAGGUGUAAAAACACCGUCCCUACCCCCAGGGCACUUCAAUACUUGCUGCAGCUGAACAAAAACCACCCAUCUCUCAUCUCUUCCCCCCAGGGCACUUCAAAAAGGAAAGCAAAGAAAGGAACAGAUAAUAAUUAAACGUUACAUUUUCAUUAUUAUUUAGUUGGUAAAGUUUGUUAUAGGGAGUGGCGGAGGAAGUGGGUGAAAAUUUAGGUUGCGCCACAUUGCACGUUCUUUAGGUGGAUUCAAGACACCUGAUUGUCAAGGACUCUCACUGCCUUCUUUUUGUCUUCUUUGUGUCUUCUUCUAUCGGCUAUACACUGUAUUCUCCGUUUCCUUGUGUUUUGUUUGCCUCCUCCUACAUUCCUAUCUCCAUAGACAAAAAGCAGAGAGAUAGAGAGAUGGCUAAGGGUAAUGUUGUUUGUGAAGUUAAGGGGUCGACCAAAGACGUUGGUGUUGAGACCAGAAAUUGUAUCGACGAUGGCUUGCCUCCUAACAACCACCAUGGUAAUAAAGAUGACCUAUACACUGAACUGUGGCAUUCAUGUGCCGGUCCCCUUGUUUAUGUACCUCGCGCUGGAGAGAAGGUUGUCUACUUCCCUCAAGGUCACAUGGAACAGGUUGAGGCGUACAUGAACCAAGAUGGUACAAUGGAAAUGCCUAUCUACAAUUUACCUUCCAUGAUAAUCUGCAAGGUUGUCUAUGUGCAACUAAAGGCUGAAGCUGCAACAGAUGAGGUGUUUGCCCAAAUAACUUUGCUUCCAGAGCCAAGGCAAGAUGGGCUUAGCUCAAAGGAUGAAGGAAAUUCACAGCCUUUGCCUCGCAAAACUUACGCACUAUCCUUUAGCAAGAAACUCACAUCAUCAGACACAAGCACGCAUGGUGGAUUCUCAGUUCUAAAGCGACAUGCUGAGGAGUGCCUUCCACCCUUGGAUAUGUCUCAAGAUACACCAGAGCAGAGGCUACUUGUGAAGGACUUGCAUGGUUCAGAAUGGUUCUUUCGUCAUGUUUAUCGGGGUCAGCCGAAGAGGCAUUUGCUUACAACUGGAUGGAGCUCAUUUGUAACUUCAAAAAAACUUGUUGCUGGGGAUGCAUUUAUCUUCCUUAGAGGAGAAAAUGCGGAAUUUCUUAUUGGUGUCCGUCGUGCUCUGAAACUACAGAACAAUGUAUCAACGACUGUCAUCUCUGCACAUAGCAUGCAACAUGGCAUCUUAGCCACUGCCUUUCAUGCCAUUAACACUGGAACCAUGUUUACUGUCUACUACCGUCCUUGGACAAGUCCUACUGAAUUUAUUGUUCCUUUUGAUCAAUACAUUAAGUCAGCUGAAAUUGAUUAUUCUGUUGGAACAAGGUUCAGAAUGCUGUUUGAAGGUGAAGAAUGUCCAGAACAGAGGAUUGAGAGAUUUGAAGGCACUAUUGUUGGCAAUGAAGAUUUUGAUCACAUUCGAUGGCCCAAUUCAGAAUGGAGAAGUCUUAAGGUGAAAUGGGAUCCUACAUCGGAUGGAUUUGCACGUCCAGAAAGAGUUUCUCCAUGGAACAUUGAGCCAAUAGAACCUGUAAAAAGAAAGCGCAUUUAUCUUCAACCCCCAUCAAAGAGGUCACGAUUAAUGGAUGCAUCUGUGUUUCCUAGCAUGGUCAAGGAUGGCUUAUUGCACAGUCCAGUUGAGUAUGCAGCCCAAAAUCCCUCGGAGGUCUUUCAAGGUCAAGAAAAGAGGGACACGGGUGUUGAUGAAUUGGGCGCACUCGAACCGCCACUAAUAUCACGUUUGAUUCCUCAGAAUCUCAAUUCAAACAACAAACCAGUGGGAUUAGGGAAUCAGCUGCAUUUUUCAGUGCAUGGCCCAUUUUAUCCGAGUCCUAGUGGUACUGUAUUAUUUCCUGGUGGAAACGUAGUAAGGUUGGGUCUUCCUAAUUGCUGUUGCCCUCUCCUCAGCUCUUAUGGAGUCCCUGAAAACACCACAAGAAGCAGAGACUUGUCAGUCGUGAGAGUCAAAUCUUACAAUUCUGCGCCUCAAGACUUGAGAACUUCAGAACUGAAGGAGGCAAAUGAAGUUCCACAUGCACCACAACCAAGCGGUGGUGGCAGGUACAUGCUUUUCGGAGUCGAUUUAGUUAAAAGUCCACAGGAGCUCCCUUCACCACAAGUUGCCACGUAUAGUGACCAUGAAAGUCUUUAUUCUAUUCCCCCAAUGUCUCAGUCUAGUGUUUCAAAACCAUCCAAGAGUACAUCUGGCAGUAAGUCAGAAAAUCAAUGCAAGAAUUGUUGUUCUGCCGCCAAUCAGUAUUGCACAAAGGUGCUCAAAUAUGGAGCUGCUGGAAGAUCAGUUGACCUGACUCGAUUUGAUGGAUAUGAAGAUCUUAUUUGUGAACUUGAUCAGAUGUUUGACUUCAAGGGAAGCUUAAUUGAUGGGAGUAGUGGGUGGCAGGUAACAUACACUGAUCAUGAAGAGGACAUGAUGCUGAUAGGAGAUUAUCCAUGGCAGGAAUUCCAGCGUAUGGUCCGAAGGUUGUUCAUCUGCCCAAAGGAAGAUACUGGCAGGCUGAAUCCAAAAUCAGCAAACUGAGUGUCCGUGUGAUAAAUCUUGCACAAGUGACUGUGUCUUCUGUUUAGUUUUUGGGCAAUUCCAUAAAUAAAUGAGAAAGAGAUGCGUUUAUGUAUGGGAAACUAGGAAUGCACUUUAUCUCAAUGCAGUUAUGUGUGAUAUUUAUGGCAAUGCAGCUAAUGGGAUUGCAGAACAUAGACAUCAAAUAAUGUUGAUACAACUUUAUGUUUGAAUGUUUAAUUUGGUAUUGAUUUAUGGCUUUUCUUGCAA